AUGGAAUCAAUUAUUCUUGGAAUCAAAUAGGGAGAUCUUAAAUAUUUUGAUGAUUCAAUUGAUUUAUAAACAUUGAUACCUUAUAAGAUUCAUACUAUAAAGAUCUUUUAUACAAAUUAAGGGAUUUUGGGAAUACAAAAUUAUUAUUAUUCAUUUAGUUCUCAAUCAGUCAUAAAAUGUAAAGAGCAUAAGUAUAUUUGUAUUUUGAUAAUAGAUCAUCAAAAAUGUUUGGUGUAAAUGAACAAAAAUUAGUUAUGGAUAAUAGUGAAUAUAUCAUUUCAUUAACAUGGUAUUAAAAUGAGAUUGGCAUAAAUCGAUUGGAAAUUUAGACAAACAAAUAAUAAAUUUAGAUUGGAUAAAAGGAUGGAGAAAAGAAGGAAUUUAAAAUGGAAUAAAAUUAUUAAUUAGGAGCAAUAGCAGGAGGAUAUAAAUAAUAAUUAUAAUUUUUAGAAUGGUAAAUAAUUCCAAUAGUUGAACAAUAAGCUUAAUAUUAAUCAUAAUUAUAUCAAUUAUAUUUAUCUUAAAAUGAAGGAAAUUAAUAAAACACCAAGUUUGAAUAUAUAGGUAAAUAAUAUAGAGUAUGUGAUCCAUAAAUUAUAUAAUAAGGACUUACUAAUAAAUUUGUUUAAUUUCGUAUAGUAGAUAAUACAGAACAAGAAGUGAUAAGAAGGUUUUAGGAUGUUUUAUAAUUACGAUAAAUAUUGCAGUUGAGAUGGUAUAAUAAGCAGAAUAAUAUAAGUUUAGGCCUGGAGUAUAUAUUCCACCAUUGAUGAAUAAAUCAACUUUUGAGGAUUACUCAAAUGAACAUAUAGAGAACAUUAGGAAGGCUAUUGAAUACUUUUUGAUGAAAUUAUCUAAGAUAACUUAUUUUGCAUAAUCAAUAGAAUUUAAUGUUUUUAUAACAAAAACAAAUAAAGAUAGCAAUUAAGAGAUGGAAUAUGUACAAAAUAAAUUAAAGGAAAUGACUCAAUAAACAAGCAUUGAUUAGAUUGAUUUAAGAUAUAAAUAAAGUUUUGAAGAAUUUGAAACAAAAGAAUCAGUUAAUGAAUAGUAGAGAUAAAAAUGUAAUGAUUUUUCAAUUUUGAUGUCAAAAUUAGAAUAAUUAAAGAUUGGAGAUUUUUCAGAUAUUAAAAAGCUAUUUGAAUAACAUUCUAAGAAUGUAAAUUACCUAUCUAAAUAUAUUCUACCUGAAUUGCAUUUGAUUCAUCUUAAUUUAUAAUCAGAGGAAUUUAUUUAAAGAAGAAAAUCAAAUUCUAUUGAUAGAGGUUUAUAAAUGUAAAUUGAUACAAUGAAUGAUGUUUAUGAUUAUUUUGUAACAGAAUAGAGAGAAGCUAAUGCUAUGUCUUAAUGCAUGAAUUAUAUCAAAGAUCUAGAAUAAUAGAAAAAUAAAUUAGAAUAGAAGAUUAUGAGUUAAAAACUUAAGUAAGAAGAAUUAACCAUUAUUAAAACUUAAUUUUAGUCUAUUUCAUCUAUUUGGAGCAUUUUAAUAAAAUCAUAUGCUAAUUAUUUUAUUGAUAAGUAAAAUAAGAUUAAUAAUAUUUUUAGUUAUUUUAAGGAAAGAUAUCAAUUAUAUCUUUUGAUGAUAAAUAGAUUAGCCUAAAUAUAAUUGAAUAAUUUGAAAUUGAGAUAACAUUUUUGGCAGUCCAUUUGA
This is a messenger RNA of Paramecium pentaurelia, 1651 nucleotides long. The record is from the annotation of a GenBank genome assembly. NCBI's taxonomy places the organism in Eukaryota, Ciliophora, Oligohymenophorea, Peniculida, Parameciidae.